Messenger RNA from Strongylocentrotus purpuratus (purple sea urchin), 1699 nucleotides. RefSeq names its product orexin receptor type 2-like. Gene Ontology annotation, biological process: G protein-coupled receptor signaling pathway; feeding behavior. Gene Ontology annotation, cellular component: membrane. The coding region runs from base 186 to 1559 and encodes 457 amino acids. Gene Ontology annotation, molecular function: orexin receptor activity. NCBI's taxonomy places the organism in Eukaryota, Metazoa, Echinodermata, Echinoidea, Camarodonta, Strongylocentrotidae. The transcript is spliced from 7 exons. The record is from RefSeq and is a predicted model, not a curated record.
GAAGACAAACUACGAGGAAACUGUUAAACACUAUGGAAACGUUAAGAUAUUGGAAAGCUCAUCUCGAACUACACUUACUCCCUCGGGUGAUAUAGGCUAUAUUCAUCAACUCAGAGACAUCCAGAACAACUGAGAAAUCUAGAACCAUUCGUACGCAUAGCCCGCCCUCCGCGGUCACCCAAUAAAUGUAUAUCAUGGAGCUUCAACCGCUAACUGAUAACCUGACAGAUAUUGGCGAUGAGAUCUACGCAUCAGCAGCCAACUUAUCAACCAAUUCCUCGAGUUCUUUAUAUUACGGAGAAUCCAGUGACUACUUCUAUGACUUGGUGUGGGAGAUGGUUUACCCGCAAACCUACGAAUGGGUCAUCUUGGGGUUCUUCAUGCUCCUCCUGCUCUUGGCCCUUGGCGGAAACUCGUUAGUGGUCUAUGCCGUCAUGCGGAACGAGCACAUGCGCUCGGUCACCAACUAUUACAUCGUGAACCUGAGCGCUGCGGAUAUCUUGGUGUCCUUGAUCUGCUUCGGACCGACUGCAGUUGGUGAUGUCACGGAAACCUGGUGGCUGGGUGAUACAGCGUGCAAGCUCAUUCCCUACUUUCAGCACGUGACAGAAUGUGUAUCCAUCUACACCCUGACUGCAAUCGCCGCUGACCGAUAUCUAGCCAUUUGUCACCCGCUCAAAUUUCGCAUCCGGGCUUCUCGAACGGUUUUCAUUAUAAUCGCCAUCUGGAUUUGGUCCUUCGUUGCUGUUUUACCACAGGCAAUCUUCAUGGAAUUGGAGUAUAACAUCCACACGCCCUCCAUAAACAAGCCCGUCUGGUUGUCCAAGUGUUACGAGGCUGGCUGGCACAAUUCUUUCUGGCAGAAACUGUACUACGUGAACAUCGUGCUACUGACCUACAUCCUACCAUUGUGUGUAAUUACGGUCGCCUAUUCGAUGGUUUGUAUUCGGCUCUGGUCGGCCAUCCCCGGCGAAGAGACCCGCCGAAAAAAGCCGAACGACUCGAACAACGAAGCCCGUCAUCACAGCAAUGGCAAAUCCAUCUCGACUGGCAAAGGCGCGACGCAAGGAGGCAGCAGCACCAAAUCUGGACAGAUGAAAACGAGCACGGAGACACAGGUCGAGUCGAGACGGAAAGUGGCCCGGAUGCUCAUCGUCGUAGCUCUCAUAUUUUUCACCUGCUACCUGCCAAUUAACGUCCUAAAUACGAUCAGGCACAUGCAAGUCUUUUCAAUGAACCUUAAGUCCGAGCUGGGAGACCGAAGCAAGGUCCACCUCUAUUUCAUCUUCGCCCAUUUUCUAGUCUACAUCAACAGCACCGUCAACCCAGUUAUCUACAACUUUUUAAGUGCUAAAUUUCGGCGCGAGUUUCGAACGGCCUUCGGAACCUGUGCCUGUUGCCCGCAGCCUACGCGAGACUCGACGGCCAUCACGAGCACGGCUAGUCGACGCGCCCAACGUCCGAACCCGACGGGGAGAACGACCAGCACCGAAUACAUGCAGAUGUCGAGGGUGACCACCAGAGCGAACAGACCCCAGUCAAGCUCCUCCGAAUUUUGAUGGACAUUAAUUACGAUGGAUCGGAUUGGAUAACAAUGUGCCCUCCCAUUUUGAAUAUAUGAUUCGGGGAAACCGUGGAAUGUGGUAGUUUAAAGGGAUUGGGUAACUUUGUCUCAGAUUCUGAAACAAAAUCCUGGAUU